AUGGCUGGUCCCAGUGGCACACUGUCGCCGAUCUCCGUCGACAGCGCCAACGAGUGGUCUCCCACCAAACACCUCGGGGGCAGCGACAAUCCGUAUUCGCCCACUAUCCCACCCACGCCGCGCAGCCAGCUCGUCACACCGCCCGCCUCUGUGCACACCAGCAGCCUCCAGUCGGAUGGAGGCAUCGGCCAGCCACGCACCAUGAGCACCGGAAAUCCCUCGCCGCCAAGCUCAAUCGCACGAUCGAGCAAUGGCGAUGGCAUGAGCAUACGGGACAGGGAAAGCGUCAGCAGUCGGAAAGCUUUGAUGAUCGAGGAGGCGCUAGCGACGCACUACAGAGUCCUUAACCAAUACCUCGCACCAUACCUGAGGGACGAAAAGGGCAACCCGAGACCCAAUCGCGCACGCGACAAGCUGCUACGCUUGUCCAGCGUGCAGUUCCAGGAACUCAGUACCGAUGUCUACGAUGAAUCCAUCCGGCGCGAGGACGACCGGAAAAGAGGAGGCCCGAACAACCCAAACAACAACAUACCCCGAUUUCUCCCCCCGAAGAACAACUAUCAUCCCAAGCGCAACCAAGCUCGUCAAAAGCUGUCUACACUACCUCUCGAAAGAUUUCGGCAACUUGCGACUGAUGUCUUCUAUGAGUUGGAACGCCGGUAUCCCAAAUUCAUACUUCCAGACAUGGACCGUCCAGCGAGCCCUACUGGCAGCGUUGCAAGCAGUCGUCGUGGUCCUCCAAGCGGGAGGAUGACACCGAGCGGAGGGCCUCCGGGAGGUUAUCGCGGGCCUCCUGGACCCGGAGGGCCCCCGUAUCGCAGGGGUCCUGGGCCUGGAGGUCCCGGACUUGGUGUACCCGGCAAUGAGUACGGCAGACCAUUGCCAAAAACAUUCCAGCAAAACACUAUUGUCCCGAACAAAGGCGUUUUAGUGGAGGAUGAUGAUGAUCAGAGCGGAGCAGACGAGGAUCGUGAGGAUGACGACGAUGCAUUUGAUCUUGAGGGCAUUGCACAGAGAUCCAGCAGGAGGACAACAGGAAAGAGUUUCAACAGUAUCUCCCAGAAUGUAAGGUUGCGCGACCCGGCACCAGAGCUUUGGUUCCCUAACCCGGACGGCCAGGACAAACUCGUUUCAGACCUAAACUUGCAAGUUUCGCAACUUCAAGAGAAGACUGAAGAGUUGGAAGCAAAACUAAAAGAAAAAGACCAAGAGCUCGAAAGACUUCAAGAUUCCGAGAGGGAGAAGAAAAAUGGAACGGACGCGGACAAGCCUGAAUUUGCAGAGCUGAGAGAAGAUCUGGAGCGUAAGGUUGAGGAGGCGCAGGGUCUGAAUGAGUCCCUUAAAGCUGAGCUGGAAAAAGUGCGCGAGGAGAGCUCCCAUGUGGAGCAGGACCUCCGCACACAGCUGGAGGAAGGCGGCCACGGCGGUGGAGGCGACAGCGAUUUGAAACAGCGCUAUGAGCAACUUGAGCGGGACUUCCAGGAACAGCAGCAAGUUACGGAAGAAGUUCGCAGGGAAGCGUCUCAAUUCCUGCUUGAGAUGCGCUCGCUCUCUGAGCGCAGCAGCAGUGCUCUUGAAAAGGAGGAGAAGCUCGCAAACCAUGUUUCGCAGCUGGAGACGGAGCUGAGGGAGUGGAAGGCGCGCUACGCCCGGGCGAAGACUCAGGUUCGCCAUCUCCGCGCCUCAUCCAUGGGCCUCGCCAACUUCACCCCCGACGCCUCCAUCUACGCCCGCGACUCCAACUUUGCCGCGCCUGAUGGCCUGAUCAAGGACGUGCACGUCUCAAAGUUCCAGCUGGGCAUCGACGAGCUGUUGCAGACGGCGCGCAAGCCCAACCCGGAGGCGGUUCUUGACUGCAUGAAGAACGUCGUUGUCUCGGUACGCCACAUCACGGCUGAUUUCGAUGCUGCGGGAUCGCCGCCGAGCAGCGCGGGCGGCGACGAGAGCACGGACGCCAAGCGCGCCAGCAAGCUCAAGUCGCGCGUCAGUGCCACCGCCAACAACCUGAUCACGGCCUCGAAGAACCACGCUGCCGCUGCCGGUUUGUCGCCCGUCUCACUGCUGGACGCCGCCGCCUCGCACCUCACGACGGCCAUUGUCGAGUUGGUCAAGAUCGUGAAGAUCAAGCCGACCCAACCUGGCGAGGAAGAUUACGAGGAGUUUCCCGACAGAGCCGAGCGCCUUAGUGUCAACAAAAGAAACAGCUACUACGGCCUUGCGAAUGGCGUUCGACACUCUCGCACCGGGAGUAAUCUCAGCGUGGAUACGGCUCGGUACAGCAACUCCAGCUCGCCUCGAGCAUGGUCGGUACGGCGGUCAGAGGGACCCAACGGAUUGAACGGGGCGCACAUUCCUGCGGUCAAGGAGAGCAGCGGCUUGGAGGAGAUCAAGAACUACCUCGAAGACCAAACCACGGAUCUCGUCAACAGCAUCCAGCCCCUGGUCCAAGACAUCCGAUCUACUCCCGCUGCCGUUCCUUUGUCAUCCGAAAUUGAGCAACAAAUUGAACGAUACGUCACCGAAAUUUCGCGCACCGUCCAGGACAUUAGUUAUAAGACACGUGAGGCUAUAGAGAACGUGCACAACCCAGCCCUGACCAAGCACGCAGCCCCCGCGGUCGAGGUUCUCGAGGAGUGCCGCGAGGGCCUCCUCGAGGCCAUCAACCUGGAGGAGGGCGGGAAGCGCGAUAGGAUCCCGCCGCUGGCGUUCAAGAUCGCGCGAGCUACUAAGGCAUGUAUUGAUUCCGACUUUCUGGAGUUCGAGCAUUGCUUAAGAUUUGACAACUGGGGUGGGCGGAAGGGGUUCGUGGGUGGCUUGCUGACGAUUGUGUGUCUACAGGAACUCGUGUUGCGUGUCGAAAAGAUUGAGAACGGCGAAUUGACGGCGGACAUGACUGUUGCGAACGACUUUUAA
Molecule: messenger RNA, 2913 nt
Organism: Aplosporella prunicola CBS 121167
Lineage: Eukaryota; Fungi; Ascomycota; Dothideomycetes; Botryosphaeriales; Aplosporellaceae
Exons: 3
Coding region: 1-2913 (970 amino acids)
Cellular component (GO): cell cortex of growing cell tip; actomyosin contractile ring
Molecular function (GO): MAP kinase scaffold activity
Source: RefSeq, a predicted model, not a curated record